GACACCCACAUUGAUAAGCCUACGGGUAUAAGUGUUGCCACCUACGCAGCAGCCGACACAGUACACUCCUGCACCCAAAAUACACCUGAAGUAGAGUCCGGUGGUCCAGCAGGUGUACAGCGUCAGGUGUACAGCUCGUCCAACAUGAUCAAGCACAGUCUUCUUACCGUCACCUUAGCGGUGGUGUGUGCCGUCGGGACCCUCCAGCAAGACUCCUGUCUACCGGACUGUACUGGUAAAAAUCCUCUUGACAAAGUACCUGAUCCCCUGAACUGCACCAACUAUUAUAUCUGUAUUAAUGAUGGUACUCCUGCGGACCACGCCCUUGCCUGCCCCAGUGACAACUUCUUUGACCCGGAAGAGCUUGACUGCUUCCCCGCACCUCCGGAAGGUUGUCAAGCUGCCUGCCCGAGUCCUGGCUGCCUGGUCACCUGCAACGGCUCCUACAGCAUGAUCAGUGAUGCAUUCAAUUGCAGCACAUACUAUGUCUGCAUUGAAGGUGUCCCUGACAUAGAAUUUACCUGUCCUUCCGAGGACCCCUACUUCGACGGUGUGAGCUGCGUCAGUGACAAGGACGCUUGCUGCAAAGUCUCGUGUGUUCCUUAUUGUCAGACAGGGGUCGUGCAGGCCCUCGACCCCACAGACUGCACCAAGUGCUACUUAUGCCCUCAGGAGGGACCUGUGGACCCAAGUUUACACUUUACCUGUGAUAUUGAAGAACACUUUGAUUACCAAAGUGGUCAAUGUGUAGCAGGGAGUUCUUGUACGAGCUUGUGCUAAACACCCUUCCACAUCUUAUUACGUACAUUGCUAUCAGCAACUGCAGCCACAAUUAUAUCAACUACAACUAACAUACUGCAAUACCAUUACUUCACUGUGUUCUCACUUUGUAACAGUUGCACAGUUGGCUGCGCAUGGAGUGUAUCCGGAGUUACCAGUGAUGGGACUACUCUCCGCCCAAAACUGUCAACAACCCGCGACCGCCGGCUGGAAGACGAGGAAUCUCAGUCGUACUGGGGAGGUUUAGAGCCGCUCUCGUCGCGCUCCGCCUCACAAACACACCACCCAACAUGUAUACAAACAAUACCAAUGAGAAAAUACAACUAGAUCAUGCAGCUCACAUAUGACCGCUGUAUCACGUGGCUUUCCCACACUAAUCUUAAACUAAAUAUUAUCUAAACCACAGACAUGACAUUCAUUUUGAUAAAAAAGACAUAAACAUUAUGUCUGUGAGAAGACAUUACCAUAACUAAUUCAUUUUGAUCUCACCACCUGCUAACAGUACAGAGGAAGGGCAGGAAAAUACACGGUAGACUGGAGUAUAAAUAUAUAAUCAACUGGUAGCCUAUAACAAGAGGGUCCGCCACCGCCGGGAAGCCUAACGCGAUGCUCACUACGCUUGAAUUCUCCGUAGAAAUUAUAUAAUAUAGAAUACUGUCUAUUGACCUUACAAUCUAAUCAUAUUAAAAUAUAAAUAUAUAUAAAAUGA
This is a messenger RNA of Procambarus clarkii (red swamp crayfish), 1489 nucleotides long. RefSeq names its product peritrophin-1-like. Gene Ontology annotation, molecular function: chitin binding. The record is from RefSeq and is a predicted model, not a curated record. Lineage: Eukaryota; Metazoa; Arthropoda; Malacostraca; Decapoda; Cambaridae. Gene Ontology annotation, cellular component: extracellular region.